Molecule: messenger RNA, 1806 nt
Organism: Daphnia pulicaria
Lineage: Eukaryota; Metazoa; Arthropoda; Branchiopoda; Diplostraca; Daphniidae
Product: tubulin beta chain
Exons: 3
Coding region: 89-1435 (448 amino acids)
Biological process (GO): microtubule cytoskeleton organization; mitotic cell cycle
Cellular component (GO): microtubule; cytoplasm
Molecular function (GO): GTPase activity; GTP binding; structural constituent of cytoskeleton
Source: RefSeq, a predicted model, not a curated record
CAUAUCCAGAGGAUUCCAGCGCGAGGCACGUCCACCGUUAAACUCGAGAGUUUUUCUCUUUCAAUUGCAAUUCGAAAAAUAAUAGAAAAUGCGUGAAAUCGUUCAUAUUCAAGCUGGACAGUGUGGUAACCAGAUUGGAGCCAAGUUUUGGGAAAUCAUUUCUGACGAGCAUGGAAUCCAACCUAAUGGCACCUACCACGGCGAGUCUGAACUGCAACUGGAACGCAUCAAUGUCUACUACAAUGAAGCAAGCGGAGGCAAAUAUGUUCCCCGUGCUGUUCUUGUGGAUUUGGAGCCUGGCACCAUGGAUUCCGUUCGUUCGGGACCAUUUGGCCAGCUCUUCCGCCCUGACAAUUUCGUCUUUGGCCAAAGUGGAGCCGGUAACAACUGGGCCAAAGGUCACUACACUGAAGGAGCUGAAUUGGUCGACUCUGUUCUUGACGUUGUCCGCAAAGAAGCCGAGAGCUGCGAUUGCCUUCAGGGUUUCCAGCUGACACACUCCCUUGGUGGCGGAACUGGAUCUGGCAUGGGAACUUUGCUCAUCUCCAAGAUCCGUGAAGAGUAUCCUGACCGUAUCAUGAACACAUACUCUGUUGUCCCCUCACCAAAAGUGUCCGACACUGUCGUCGAGCCGUACAACGCCACUCUUUCGGUCCACCAAUUGGUUGAAAAUACGGACGAGACCUAUUGUAUCGACAAUGAAGCUCUCUACGAUAUCUGCUUCCGCACACUCAAAUUGACAACGCCCACCUAUGGUGACUUGAAUCACUUGGUCUCCCUCACCAUGUCUGGUGUUACUACUUGCCUUCGCUUUCCCGGCCAGCUCAAUGCUGACCUGCGCAAAUUGGCUGUCAACAUGGUGCCCUUCCCUCGUUUGCAUUUCUUUAUGCCUGGCUUUGCUCCCCUCACUGCCCGUGGGUCUCAACAAUAUCGCGCAUUGACUGUUCCCGAGCUGACCCAGCAGAUGUUCGAUGCCAAAAACAUGAUGGCCGCCUGCGAUCCUCGCCACGGACGUUACCUGACUGUUGCAGCCAUUUUCCGAGGUCGCAUGUCAAUGAAGGAAGUCGAUGAGCAGAUGCUCAACAUUCAAAACAAGAACUCAUCCUACUUCGUCGAAUGGAUUCCCAACAACGUCAAGACAGCCGUCUGUGACAUUCCCCCUCGCGGUCUGAAAAUGUCUGCCACUUUCAUCGGCAACUCGACCGCCAUCCAAGAGCUCUUCAAACGUAUUUCGGAACAGUUCACUGCCAUGUUCCGUCGUAAGGCUUUCCUCCAUUGGUACACUGGUGAAGGUAUGGACGAAAUGGAGUUCACCGAAGCCGAGUCCAACAUGAACGAUCUCGUCUCCGAAUACCAGCAAUACCAAGAAGCUACAGCCGAUGAUGAGGCUGAUUUCGAGGAAGAUGGGGACCACGCCGACCAAGACGCUGCUUAAAAAUGCAAUUUUGCCCUCUCCGUCCUUGAUAGAACUGCCGAAAUAUGUGGGAGAAAUGUUUUCCAUCUACUGCACUCCCAGACCGCCCUUUAGUCCAGCUGCUGAUGUCCGUGCACUUUCUUCACUUUUUAAAAACUACCAUGCCUUUCGCUUCCUAUCCUUUUAUGCUUUCCUGACUAUCUUUUCCUUUUUAGAACAUCCCCUAGCAACUCUUUCGUAUUUCUCCACAUUCCUCGCUCUUUUUUACGUUCCCUGUUUUUAUUAAGAAACAACAUCCAGAUCUGAUCUCCUUCGACUGGACUGUCUCCCUGUGUACAUUCAUCUCUCUGCGCAACCAUUCUGAACAAAAUAAAUGCAGGUUAGCAAAGUCA